Messenger RNA from Pyrus x bretschneideri (Chinese white pear), 3447 nucleotides. Its product is annotated as disease resistance protein RPV1-like. NCBI's taxonomy places the organism in Eukaryota, Viridiplantae, Streptophyta, Magnoliopsida, Rosales, Rosaceae. Gene Ontology annotation, molecular function: ADP binding. The record is from RefSeq and is a predicted model, not a curated record. Gene Ontology annotation, biological process: defense response; signal transduction.
UGUUUGGCCAUAACAGUCCUUUCGAACCUUAUCUCUGUUUUCUCUCGUUGACUAUGCGAGACAGGGAACGACGGGAAGUCGACUCCGACAAGCUCUCAAGUUUCGAAUGGCUUCCACUACGCAUCCAAUUCAAUGCAUAUACGACGUCUUCCUUAGUUUUAGAGGCCAAGACACUCGCAAGAACUUCACUGACCAUCUGUAUGCUGCUUUCGACCUCAAAGGAAUCGUGACCUUCAGAGACGACCUCAAACUUGGCAGAGGAAAAACCAUUUCCCCGGAACUCCUGAAAGCAAUCGAAGAAUCAAGGUUUGCGGUAGUUGUUUUCUCACGAAACUAUCCUUCUUCGACAUGGUGUUUGGAUGAGCUUAGUAAGAUUUGCGAAUGCAUGAAGGAACUGGGACAAACUGUUUUUCCUGUUUUUUAUGAUGUGGAUCCGUCUGAGGUGCGCAAACAAACGGGGAGCUUUGGGAAAGCGUUUGCUGCUCACAAAGAAUCUUUCAAGGGAAAUGUAGUGAAGGUGCGGAGAUGGAGGGCUGCAACGACAGAGAUAGCCAAUCUCUCUGGAUGGCAUUUACAGGAUAGACAUGAGUCAGAAGUUAUCCGUGAAAUUUCUCAAGAAAUAUCGAGUAAAUUGAGUGACACAUUCUCUCAAGUUUCCAAGGAACUAGUUGGAAUAGAAUCUCGUCUGGAGGAACUAAAUACGUACUUAGGUACAGACUUAGAUGACGUUCGCAUUAUAGGGAUCUGCGGGAUGGGAGGAAUAGGUAAGACAACUAUUGCUCGUGUUCUGUAUGAGAGAGUCUCGGGCCAAUUUGAUGGUAGUAGCUUUCUUUCCAACGUCAGAGAGGUUUCCGAAAAGUGUGGACUAGUUGCUUUACAGAGACAAAUUAUUUCAGAAAUCCUGAUGGAAACAAUUGUAAAUGUAUGGGAUGUCUUCAAAGGUUGCGAUGUAAUAAGAACCAGAUUGCGUCAUAGAAGGGUUCUUCUUAUUCUUGAUGACGUGGAUCAAUCAGAACUGUUAGAAAAUUUAGCAGCAAAACAUGAUUGGUUUGGUUCGGGGAGUAGAAUCAUCAUAACAACUAGAGAUGAGCAUUUGCUUCUUCGACAUGGAGUGGAUCAAAUAUACGAGGCCAAAGAAUUGGCAUCAAGAUUAAUCUCUUAUGUCUUUAGUUGGAAAGCGUUUAGAAAACACCAUCCGCAAAAAGAAUAUCUAGACCUCUCCAACAUUGUCGUAAACUAUGCUAAUGGUCUCCCGUUGGCGCUUGAAGUUUUGGGGUCCUUUCUGUUUGGCAGGACUGUAUCUGAGUGGAAAAGUGCAUUGAAUAAACUAAAAGAAGUUCCUAACAGAACAGUUUUUGAAGUACUUAAAAUAAGCAUCGAAGGACUAGAGGAGAUGGAGAGGAACAUAUUCCUGGAUGUCGCUUGUUUCUUCAAGUCAAUGAACAAAGCUCGAGUAACAGAGAUACUUGACAGCUUUGAGAUGGGUUGGGAAAUUGUUCGCCAAGAAUCUCGUAAGGAGCCUGGAAAACGCAGCAGGUUGUGGCUUUUCGAGGAUGUCUAUGAUGUACUAGUGAAUAAUAAGGGUACCGAAGUCAUUGAAGGCUUUGCCUUAACUUCACCUUUAGACGAAGAGGUCCACUCGAGCGAGGAUGCCUUCUCUAAAACGAACAAACUGCGGUUUCUCAGAAUAGGUAAUGUGCACCUUUCCGAAGACCUUACAUAUCUCUCAAAUGAGUUAAGAAUUCUCGAAUGGCACGGAUAUCCUUCAAAAUCUCUCCCAUCAAGUUUUCGACCAGAAAAGCUUUUCGAACUCAAGUUGUGUGAUAGCCGCAUUGAAGAACUCUGGAAAGUUAUGAAGAAGCCUCUGGAGAAGUUGAAAAUCAUUAAGCUAAGUUACUCUCGAAGUCUCAUCAAGACCCCGGAUUUUGGAGUAGUCCCAAACCUUGAGAGGCUGAUCCUCGAAGGUUGUACAAGUUUAUCCAAGAUUCACCCGUCCAUUACAGGGCUUAAAAGACUUGUUUUGUUGAAUCUGAAAGAUUGUAAAAGUCUUAGAAGUCUUCCAAGCUCCAUCGAACUGCAGUUCCUUAGAAUUUUCAUUCUUUCCGGUUGCACAAAACUCAAAAAUUUCCCUGAGAUUGUCGGAAAUAUGGAACACUUGUUCAAACUGUCGUUAGAUGGUACAGCAAUACGAGAACUUCCCUCAACAAUUGAUCACCUACAAGGCCUUGAAUGUUUAAGUCCGAGAGACUGUAAUGGCUUUGUGAAUCUUCCGAGCGCUAUUUGUGCGUUGGGGUCUCUUAAAGUUCUUGCAUUAUCUGGACUAACGGAACUUGAUCUAAGUGACUACAAUUUAUUGGAAGGAACACUUCCUUCGGAUCUUGGCUGCUUAAGCUCAUUGGUGAAGCUACAUCUAAACAGAAACAAUUUCGUCAGCGUUCCUGCAAGAAUCAGUCAACUUACAAAGCUUACGGAACUGAACUUAAAUGAUUGCAAGAGGCUUCAACUAUUGCUGGACAUUCCAUCAAGCGUAAGAGAAUUAAUGGCGCAAGAUUGUUCGUCACUUGAAACGUUUUCAAAUCCAUUGUCUGCAGGCAGUUCGGUGCGGGUGGGGUUCAGUUUUAUUAAUUGCUAUAGAUUGGCAGGGAAUCCAGGCAUUAACCUGACAUUUCUCAUGCUGAGGAAGUAUCUUCAAUCAUCAAUAAAGGCCGAUUCUCAGGAACCAUUUGCUGCGUUCGGUAGUUGUAUUCCUGGAAGUGAAAUUCCGAAGUGGUUCAUGCAUCAGAGUGCAGGCUCUUCCUUAAGUAUCGAGGUGCGUCCACAUUGGUGCAGUGGUAAGUUCAAGGGAGUUGCUGUAUCAACUGUUUUUGGAGUCCGCGACAAUGCAACCAUCCGCCGGGUAGAUUUGAAUUCAACAGAUGAACCAAAGAUUCGGUGUGAGUUGGAUACUGACAAAGGUAUCAUGAUCCCUGGCCUUGUUCUUCCCUUCACCAAAGACAUAUGCAUCGAGUCAGAUCACCUUUGGUUGUGCUACAUAUCGCGCGAAUGGUUUGCAAAGUGUGCAGGUGAGUGGUGGAAAUGUAGACAUAUUCAGGCUUCCUUCGAAUCCAGCAUCUCCGUCUUGGAGGUGAAAAGGUGUGGGCUCCGUCUGGUAUAUAAGUGAGACAUGGAGGACAUAUUCCGUGAUGAUUUGAUUAAUCAUCGGUAGGACUAGGAGGGGCCAGGCAAAGUCGUGAUAUCUACGAGUAUUAUGAUGAACUCGAAUGCCGGGAAAGCGGUAAAAUCAAUCCGAUGAUCAGAAAGACGGUCAUAUUCUUCAGAGCUUUUCUGGUUGGAUUGCUACUUUUGAUUCUUUGGCAACUUUGCUUUUCCCGGGUUCCUUGUUUGUCAAGCUAUUGGUAAGUCAAUGUGUUCAAAUUCAACCUAAAUUAAACCUUUUUAUUAUCGUCA